ACUCGUUCUCCCACUCCACUACCCAUUCAAUACCGACCCAAUCAAGCACGAACAGAUUACACCGCACGAAUUCCACUUUCCUUUUCCCGAACGCAGUACCGUAGCUUAGUAGUUAAAUCCUUUAGACUAUACCAUUAGGUGGCGAGUUCGAGUACCGACGAAACCCAUUUUCUCCUGUAACACAAUUCAUUUCCUGAACUCGUGCUUUAUAGGUAAGAACGAACUCCAUCAAAACAACGUUACGGCAGCCCUGCAGCAGCACUACUUACAGUCCAACGCAUUACUCCGUCUGUGUUCUUUUGAAGUUCUGCAUAACCCCCACAUCAUCCCUCCAACGCAUAUCCACUACCACCUCUCCGUGUAUACUUUUUUAUUCUCCGAACGAACACCGAAGUUGUCCGAAGUUUAAGGAAAGAUCCUACGGUACCUUUGCGACCUUUCUGCGCAUCAUCAUCAAUUGUGACAAUGAAGUCGCCGAAGAAACCAUCAGCUCCGAAAUCGUUAACGUCCUCAAGAACUUCAUCGCCAGCGCCUGCUGGAACACCGAAUUCUACACCUGCCAAAAAAUCCAAAUCAAGAACUGGAACAGAGACCAGCGACCAAACGACGUCUGCACCAAAGCGACGCAGACGUCGUAAACCGGUAAUUCAAAAUGAAGAUUUCUGUGGGGCAUGCGGAGGCCAAGGACUGUUUCUCUGCUGUGAAUCUUGUCCCAGAAGUUUCCAUCUUUCUUGCUUAAAUCCUCCAUUAAGUCGAAACGACAUUCCUGAAGGAUCCUGGUAUUGUAACAAAUGCAUGUACAAGAAAAAUGAAACGCCUAAAAGGCCUCGGGGCAUGUGGUCACUACUGAUGGACGACCAAGACGAUAGCAAUCCUGUUUGCUUUAAAUUGCCCCAACAAAUUGUCACCGAAUUUCACGGAAUAACGGUAGGAAGAUUGGGCCAAUACAAAGAAGAGAACACCACACUUGAUUACGGAGAAAUUGCAGAGCUCCUGUCAGAUCAAAGUAUGAUGAACUUGGCUCAUUGUGGUCAUUGUCAUCGCCCCUCCAUCGGUUCUUGCAAAAUUACUGGUUGUGACCUAUGUGAAACGUUUUACCACACCGGGGAUUGCGCAGAGUAUAUGCCAGUAUGCGAGCAUCCCGAUUCCGCAAAACAAAUCUGGCGUAUUCCGCGAUACACAGUCGCCAUUAAAGAUUCCGAGAAGGGGACUUGGUUUCUGGAGAAACAAAAGUUCACAGAUGAUCCCUCGUCGCCCGAAGACGAGUAUGAAGAUCCUCCUCUUCCUGUUUCUUGUAUAUACAACCUCGACGCUGUCGCCAUCGUCCAAGACUUCUUAAUCAACGCUAAACGCGACGCCGUUCAAAGACGAAAAACACAACAUCUAGAAAGGCUCCCUACGGAGCCUCGGGCUUUAAUGAUUUGGGCAAUGCAGAAAUUCUCUAACAAUUCCAAAUUGCCCCGGGUGAUCUAGUAAAGGCGGUAAUUUUUUAGGAAAAAAAGUGCCCAUCAAUAUUUCUUGAAUGUGACUUCAAUGAUUUAUUUAUCAAUGAAAACGCUCAACUAGUCAAACACGGUAGACAGCAAAAUGUUUUCUGAAGGCAUUUUUGGAAGAAACUUGAGAACCAUUUUGGCUUUUUUGCUUUCCUCUUCUCCGAGCUGGGAUCGGUCAGCAGAGGUCUAAUUUCCGUAGAUGAUGUAGUAGUCGUCGUAUUACUGUUUACAGUGUUCUGCCUUUGUGGCUUGAUUGCAGAACGCUGUGUCACAGUGGUCGUUUCCAGCACACUUGACAUGGCUGCUUCAGGCUCUGUCAGCAUAAUAGUAAUGGUUGUUGGCGUUUCCACUUUCUUCGACGACUUGGUUCCUUUUUGCGGUUUCUCUAAUCCCUUAGGAUUUUCGUGAGUGCCAGCAGGUACGAAGUCCUUUAGCAACUCACUAAUGCUGUUUUCUAAGAUUUGAAGAUACGAAUAUGCGACAUACCGCAAAUUCGGUUGUUUGUGAUUAAUAGUGUCCAAUGCCGAUAGCUCUUGUGCUAAAUUCAACGCUCCUUCUUCCGCAAACUUAAGACGAUUAAAAUAGUCAUCUGAAUAAUUAAUUUGGGUACCUUUGAGAAACCUUUGAUAGGCCUCACAGACAAACUCGCCAAUUUCUUUUGCAUCUAAAAGUAAUUUCGAUUCGGGAUCCGUAGGAUCAAGCGUUGCAAAAGUGGUUGAAGCACCAUAAUUUAAAGAUCUUAUGGACAUCGCAAAAGUUUUUCUGUUUUAAUAAUUCUGUGUGAACGUAUUCCUCUCGUAAACUGAUGAAUAAAUUCGUUUAGUUUCAACAACCUUUAAACUACAAUCCGUUUGUUAUGCAGCUUCCAAGUGCACAC
Messenger RNA from Schizosaccharomyces japonicus yFS275, 2370 nucleotides. RefSeq names its product Clr6 histone deacetylase associated PHD protein- 1 Cph1. NCBI's taxonomy places the organism in Eukaryota, Fungi, Ascomycota, Schizosaccharomycetes, Schizosaccharomycetales, Schizosaccharomycetaceae. The record is from RefSeq and is a predicted model, not a curated record. Gene Ontology annotation, cellular component: protein-containing complex; chromatin. The coding region runs from base 466 to 1473 and encodes 335 amino acids. The transcript has a single exon.